Molecule: messenger RNA, 6509 nt
Organism: Myxozyma melibiosi
Lineage: Eukaryota; Fungi; Ascomycota; Lipomycetes; Lipomycetales; Lipomycetaceae
Exons: 6
Coding region: 268-6084 (1938 amino acids)
Molecular function (GO): TBP-class protein binding; DNA binding; ATP binding
Source: RefSeq, a predicted model, not a curated record
UGUCAAUCUGUCUCGCACGUGACUCCGCGCCGGCUUAAAGUUUACAUAUUUUCCUGCCCUUCCCCAGCGCUGCCGACCGCUGCUCCUGCUAUCCACAGCACACGCCUCUGUGUUGAUUCGAGUCUGUGCUUGGCUCUAUUUCUCGGCCUUGUUUGCAUUCCUGGAUUUCAGGGAUUUCGUUCAGUUGCGCUGCCCGGCAGACCGUGCAUGCACCGAUUGACUGUAGGGCUACGGGCCUGAUCUGCUGCUGCGACUGCACUCUGCGAAAUGUCAAGACUUGAUCGGCUCGUGUCACUAUUAGACACCGGGUCAACGCAGCUUGUGCGCAAUACCGCCGCGGACCAGAUCGCUGAUGUACAAAAAGCGCAUCCGGACGAUUUAUUCAACCUCUUGGGCCGUGUGUUUCCAUACCUAAGAUCACCUAAAUGGGAUACCCGGGUUGCUGCUGCGAGGGCAAUUGGUGGAAUAUCUGACAACACUGCAAAAUGGGAUCCAAACUCGAACGAGGAAACUGCAGAUUAUGUCAAGAUCGAGAAUAACGGCGACGACAGCCGAUUGAAGACGGAAGACGAAUCACAAGUGAAGAGAGAGGCAUCUGUGCCGUCGAUCAAACAAGAAUCAACUGUGAAGAGUGAAGAUUAUGAUAUAGACGGCGAAUUUAAACGACCAGCUCUGAAGACAGACCGGCCAAGUUCAUCUGGCGAAACAUCGACACAAUCUCCUGAAGACGAUCUUCUCUCGUUUGCAACCAUCGACAUUGGCGUUGUGCUCCGUAAAGGUAAGCCUUUGCUCGGAAGCGGUGGUCAUGAAUACGAUAUCAACUGGGCGGAACUGGAUCCGGCCGAACGCCUUGCAAUCCAGCGAAGAAAUGUCACCGCGAGAUUGGGCAUGGGUGGUGAGUACAUGGAGGACAUAGUGACUGCUUCAGAUUUUGCACCACAGACUCCGAAAACUCCUGUUGGGAUUAUCAAAACUCCUUUAGAGGCGCCUGCCCAGUCUCCUGCAGACGAUGGCGGAUUGAGUUCCAGAGUGCGAGCAAUGGCCAAGCGCAAAGCAAGAGCAGAGUCCAAAAAUCAGAGUAACAAAUUGCGAAAUGUCGAUUUAUCGUCGAGCACAACUUCCCGGAAGCUUUCCACCACGGGUACUCCUGCUCCGCAGGCACAGGCUCAAGAUUAUUUUUCCAUCACUCCCCAAGCACAGUCAGAUCGCGUUGUCGUUGAACACAAAGUACAGCCGAACCCGUCUGCAGCUAUCCAAGCAUCCAGUCAGGUGUGGCCUUUCGAAGGCAUCACAGAAAUUUUGAUGGUAGAUCUCUUUGACGAAGCCUGGGAAACUCGGCAUGGCGCCGCUGGUGGUCUUCGUGAAAUCAUUAGAGUGCAUGGUGCCGGAGCUGGUAGGAUAAUGGGGAAGUCUCGAGAGGAAAAUGACAAAUUGAAUUGUGCAUGGCUGGAAGACUUGGCUUGUCGAAUUUGCUGUGUUUUUGCAUUAGAUCGGUUUGGCGACUAUGUCUCUGACCAAGUCGUCGCUCCAAUUCGCGAAUCCGUUGGACAAACACUGGGUGCUCUUUUACUGCAUCUUCCAAAGCCUAUUGUCCUCAAGACAUACGGAGUAUUAUAUGAUCUGGUGAUGCAGACAAAGUUUGACUUAUCAUUCCCCAUUUGGGAGGCCUGUCAUGGUGGCAUGCUGGGGCUCCGAUACUUGGUUGCUGUUCGCAAGGAUAUGCUCUUUGACGACGGUGGCAAGAACGGACUGCUGGAUGGUGUCGUCGAAUGUGUCCUACAUGGCUUAGAUGAGCAGGAUGACGAUGUGCGCGCUGUCAGCGCCGCUACUCUUGUCCCUAUCGCCUCCGAAUUUGUCACUUUGCGGCCACACUCCGUCGAUCGACUGAUCGAGGUUGUUUGGGAAUGCCUUGCACAUCUCAAGGACGACUUGAGCGCGUCGACUGGCAGUGUCAUGGAUCUGCUGGCUAAACUGUGCUCUUUCCCGCAGGUUUUGGAGCAAAUGAAGAACAAUGCGGAAAACGAUCCUCUCAUGGCGUUUUCGAUGCUGGUGCCACGGUUGUAUCCUUUCCUCAGACAUUCGAUUACGAGUGUAAGAAGGGCCGUACUUCGAGCUCUGUUGACGUUUUUAAAUCUUGGCGACCAUCACGUAGGUGCCACUGACUGGGCGGACGGCAAAGCUUUGCGACUAAUUUUUCAAAAUCUACUCGUUGAGCAAAAUGAGAACGUCCUUGAUCUUUCGUUGGAGGUUUUCAUUGCUCUUGCCAAACGAAUCUCAAAGCAAGAUGAGACCCGAUUCGCCGAAACUUUCAGCUCCCAUGUCUACCCUUUGCUCACGCUGCUGCUGACACCUAUUGGCGUCAACCGGAAUACUUAUGCUAUGGAUACAUCGUUGUUUCUUCGGCCAUCAGGCGCCACCUUCUCGGCUCUUGCGUCACAUGCUACUGUCACGCCGCGGCCAAACGGUGGCACGCCUGGCGACGACUCUUCUUCUGGCCAGCGACCGACUAAGCGACGUCGUCGUUCAGAGAAGCUUCGCGAUGUCGAACCGGUAUCAAGCCAUAACAUCGAUAGUCCCGUGUUUCUCGGCGAUGUUGAGCUGGUUGGUUUCGAUGCCAUGAUGCGAAUGAAGAUUGCGAGCGCUAAAGCCAUGGGUUUCGCGAUGAGCCUUUGGCCUAGCGACAAAAUCAUGACUUUUAAAGAUAUCUUGAUAGAGAAUCUAGGUGGGCCAAGCACUCCGCCAGCAUUCUCAAUGUCUCGUCUGGUUGCUGCUAUGAUUCUCGAAGAGUAUGGCCUACAUGCGACCAGCGAGCAGAGUGAGUUUAAGAAUACCUUUGCCGCGAAGCUGUCGGACAUUCUCAACGCAUCUACACCGGAUCACAUUCAUCGGGACGUGUCUCCGUACUUAAAGGUCGUUCGAGCUCAAACACAGGCGCUUCUCAACGUGUUUACGGAAACUGGACGCCUUUCGUCGCAUAAGCUUCCCCGACUAGCCAUUGUGGUGAAGGGUGAUCCUGAGGCCGGCCCUGAUGCAUUUUCUCUCGCAGAUGCUGAGAAGACAAUGACGACUGACAUCGAGAAGCUAAGGAAAGGAAUUCAGGCAUCUUACCGAUUUGCAAUCGUUGAGCCGCUCAAGCACGCUCAAGAGAGCCUUCGGACAUCGAUUGAUGAUGCAAAGCAGGCAAUCGAUCUUCGGAAUAUUCGGAUAAAUGCUGCUGUAGCAGGUGCAUACAUCUCGCUCCUGUCUAGUUUGCCGAAGAAGUUGAACCCUGUUAUUCGAAGUUUGAUGGAUUCGGUUAAGGAAGAAGAGAAUUUCGAUAUGCAAAAGAGAUCAGCUGGUGCUGUUUCGGCUCUUGUGAGACACUGCUCUAACGCCGGAAAGGUUGGUGCGUCUGACAAGAUGAUUAAGAAUCUCUGCGCUUUCCUUUGUGUAGACACCUCCGAAGUUCCUGAAUUUCAUCAUCACGAGAAAUUGGAUAACGUGAUAUUAUCGCUUCACAAGGAAGAAGACCGCCGCGAUCCCAACGAUCUUCUUUUAUACCAACGUGAGAUUCGAAGAGCGAAGACCAAGCGGCGCGGCGCAAAGACAACGCUUGAGCUUCUUUCUGAUAUGUUUGGCCCGGCAUUGUUUUCAAAGGUUCCGAAACUACGCGAAUGCAUGAUAAGCCCUCUCACAGCUUUACGAGAGCCUCUGCCUUCUGACAUCACAACCCCGGAGUCAACUCUAGGACAGGAGAUUGUUGAUGGUCUCUCAAUCAUCCGCGCACUUGUCCCAAGACUUCAUACCGAGCUGCUCAACAUCUUUGUUGAAUAUUAUGAUCUUAUUGGCACCGCUUUGCAAUCGUCAUUCUCAGUUUUGCGUUACGCUGCGGCAAAAUGCCUAGCAACAAUCUGCAGUGUGAUGAAGGUCAAGGGAAUGACUUAUUUGGUUGAGAAUGUCGUUCCUAUGUUCAACAAUGCGUUAGAUAUGAGAUGCAGACAAGGUGCGGUAGAGUGUGUGUAUCAUUUAGUCCAUGUUAUGGAACACGAGAUAUUGCCGUACGUUGUUUUUCUGGUGGUGCCUAUCUUGGGUCGUAUGAGUGACUCGGACAAUGAUAUCCGGUUGCUUGCGACAACUACGUUUGCCCAAUUGAUUAAAUUGGUGCCUCUAGAGGCUGGAAUUCCUGAUCCUCCUGGUCUGCCUCAGUCUCUGCUCGAGGGCCGUGAUCGUGAGCGAAAAUUCAUCUCCCAAAUGCUUGAUCCUACAAAGGUUGAGUCGUUCAGUCUGCCGGUGGCGAUCAAGGCCGAUCUGCGCAAAUAUCAGCAAGAAGGCGUCAACUGGCUUGCUUUCCUCAACAAAUAUCACUUGCACGGGAUUCUGUGCGAUGAUAUGGGCCUCGGAAAGACGCUUCAGACGAUCUGUAUUGUUGCAAGUGAUCAUCAUCUCCGUGCCGAAGAGCACGCGAAGACGCAUAGCAUCGAGACACGGAAGCUUCCGUCGUUGAUAGUAUGUCCUCCAACUCUGACGGGACACUGGGAGCAGGAAUUGAAGAACUACGCGCCGUUUUUAAAGGUUCUUGUUUAUGUUGGAAAUCCUUCUCAGCGAGCGCGUAUUUCCGGCCAGUUUGGCAAUGCUGACGUUGUCGUGACUUCGUACGAAUACUGUCGUAACGAUGUCGACAUUGUAUCUGCGCAGAGCUGGAACUACUGUGUGCUGGACGAGGGUCAUAUCAUCAAGAAUGCCAACUCGAAGCUAACAAAAGCGGUCAAACGGAUUGCUGCUGAUCAUCGAUUGAUUCUGUCCGGAACACCAAUUCAAAAUAAUGUGCUUGAGCUUUGGUCACUGUUUGACUUUUUGAUGCCCGGUUUCCUUGGAACCGAAAAGGUCUUUAACGAUCGGUUCGCGAAGCCGAUUGGACAGAGCCGGAACAGCAAAAGUUCAUCGAAAGAGCAGGAGGCUGGUGCCUUGGCGCUUGAAGCUCUUCAUAAACAAGUUUUGCCGUUCCUCCUGCGUCGUCUCAAGGAAGAUGUACUUGCUGAUCUGCCGCCUAAGAUUAUUCAAGACUACUACUGCGAGCUUUCAGACUUGCAGAGACAGCUCUAUGAAGACUUUGUCAAGAAGCAGAAGGAUGAAGUUGAAGGCGAAGUCAAGUCGACUGGAAAGGAAAACAAGCAGCAUGUAUUCCAAGCAUUACAGUACAUGCGUAAGCUCUGUGAUCAUCCGGCUCUUGUGCUGAACCAGAAACAUCCACAGUACACGAAGAUUACGCAGCAGCUUGCCAGAGAUAAGAAAGACAUUAGUGAUAUUUCCUUUGCUCCAAAGCUUGGCGCCCUGCAUGCUCUGCUACUGGAUUGUGGUAUUGGUGUUGACGGGGCUGCUGGCGCCUCGCAGCAAGACGAUUUGGGCGGCGGCGCGGUCAUCUCACAGCAUCGGGCAUUGAUUUUCUGUCAGUUGAAGGAGAUGCUUGAUAUCGUUGAGAAUGAUGUGCUUAAGAAGUUACUGCCUAGUGUAUCAUACAUGCGACUUGACGGUAGCACUGAAGCUCGCAAAAGACAGGACAUUGUGCAAACGUUCAACGCUGACCCUUCGAUCGAUGUUCUUCUGCUGACGACUCAUGUGGGCGGUCUUGGCCUCAACCUUACCGGUGCUGACACAGUCAUAUUCGUGGAACAUGACUGGAAUCCCAUGAAGGAUUUACAAGCUAUGGACCGCGCACAUCGCAUUGGUCAGAAGAAAGUGGUCAAUGUGUAUAGACUGAUCACGCGCAACACUGUCGAGGACAAGAUUAUGGGACUCCAGCGGUUCAAGAUGAACAUCGCCAACACGAUCGUCAAUCAGCAGAACUCUGGUCUGUCAACGAUGGAUACAGAUCAAAUUCUUGACUUGUUUGAUGUCGGAGACGGCGGUGGUAGCAACGGCGCUGCCGCGGUCGACGCAGCAGGUAAAUCAGGUCCUGGUACAGGAGAGGAGGAUGUUGUCGACGAACAGGGACAGAUCAUUCGGAAGGGCGAUCGCAGUGCGGUUCAUGGUCUCUCAGAGCUAUGGGAUGAGCGCGAGUACGAAGAAGAGUACAACCUGGACUCCUUCAUUCAGUCGCUCAAAUGAUAAGGGCUUCUCUUUUGCUUUAUGGUGUUGCCGAAGCUGUAUUCUAAGGUUUAUACGAUUAGGGGUGGGGUGCUUGUAGAGUGUGUGGUUCUGGGUUGGUAGGAAUCGAAAAGUAUUUGUAUAGUUUUUUGUUUUUGUAUCAAUAGUGCUGAUUCAUGAUUCGGAACGGGGUUUUAUAAGCAUAUGCAAUUGGUAGAUUAUUCUUUAUUUCCCAUCUUCUGCUGGCAAUGUCCCAAUAGCAAUUUGCAUCAGUCAGCAUAAGCAACUAUAUUACCUCAUCAUUUGCCCCUGAAAGUAAUUAAACGGCUCUGGUUGGUGGACUAGAAACCUUAUUGCCAUCGCAGCGGGAGGAAAUUCCCGGGCCGCAAAUUCGACGUCGGGGCCGAUAAUUUUUUUGCAAGUUUCGUGUUCGCGUGCAUUUCGAG